AAAAACUUGAAUGUUUCUUGGGGAAGAAGGAGUGGAACACUCAGAAGAAUUUGAAUCACAUACAAUUCAUCGCUGUAGUUUGACAGUUUGAGUCCUCGCGUUAUAUUUUUCUUACCAACUUCUUUUACAGAGGGACAGUGAAGUUUGACUUCAUGUGCUUGGCUCGUUGACAUCAACUCCAUCGUUACUGACGUGGUCAGUGGGAAUUUAGCUGCUGCUGAUGAAAACUGCCUGGUUGUAGCUGACUCACCUGUCAUUGCCCUCCAAUCUUUGACAGCUCUAAUGGUAGCAGCUGGAGAGCCUCAGCUUUGAGAGGAUUGAACCACCUCAUCAUGACAGAGGUCCAGACACCAUGGCCGCAGGGCACAGAGUGUGUGGCAAGGUACAAUUUCAAAGGCACAUCAGAACAGGAUCUGCCCUUUAACAAAGGAGAUGUGUUGACGAUAAUUGUCGUCACAAAGGAUCCAAACUGGUACAAAGCUAAAAACUCUGCAGGUCAUGAGGGAACAAUCCCAGCCAACUAUGUUCAGAAAAGGGAGGGCGUAAAAUCUGGUGGAAAGCUGAGUCUAAUGCCAUGGUUUCAUGGUAAGAUAACGCGGAAUCAGGCAGAGAGGCUACUUUGUCCACCUGAAACAGGCCUGUACUUAGUGCGAGAGAGCACCAACUUCCCAGGCGACUACACUCUGUGUGUGAGCUGCGAUGGCAAGGUGGAGCACUACCGCAUCAUCUACAAAAAUGGCAAGCUCACUAUUGAUGAGGAGGUGUUUUUUGAGAACCUCAUGCAGCUGGUUGAGCACUACACCAAAGACGCAGAUGGUCUGUGCACCGAGCUGAUCAAGCCUAAGCUGGAGGAGGGGACUGUUGCAGCUCAGGAUGAAUUUUCCAGGAGUGGCUGGUCAAUGAACAGUAAGGACCUCAAACUGCAGCAAGUUAUUGGAAAAGGAGAAUUUGGAGAUGUCAUGGUGGGAGACUACAGGGGGACUAAAGUAGCUGUGAAGUGCAUAAAAAAUGAUGCUACAGCACAAGCCUUUAUUGCUGAGGCUUCUGUCAUGACGCAACUACGGCACGAUAAUCUGGUACAGCUGCUUGGAGUGAUUGUGGAGGAAAAUGGGAGUCUGUAUAUAGUUACUGAGUACAUGGCCAAGGGCUGUUUGGUUGACUAUUUACGUUCCAGAGGUCGAACAGUACUUGGUGGAGAUGCUCUCCUUCAUUUUGCACUUGAUGUCUGUGAAGCCAUGGCGUACCUGGAGGCAAGUAACUUUGUCCACAGAGACUUAGCAGCCCGAAAUGUUCUGGUGUCAGACGACAACAUCGCUAAAGUCAGUGACUUUGGUCUGACCAAGGAGGCCUCCUCCACUCAAGAUACUGCGAAGCUGCCUGUGAAGUGGACAUCACCCGAGGCCCUCAGAGAAAAGAAAUUUUCCACCAAAUCAGACGUUUGGAGCUACGGGAUUUUACUUUGGGAGAUUUACUCUUAUGGCCGAGUGCCUUACCCAAGAAUUCCACUAAAAGAGGUAGUACCUAGAGUGGAGAAAGGAUACAAAAUGGACUGUCCAGAUGGUUGUCCUGAAGUGGUGUAUAACAUCAUGAAACAGUGCUGGAACUUAGAUCCUGCUGCUCGACCAAGCUUCCAGAUGCUGAAAGAGUGGCUACAACAUAUCAGCCAAGGGAUUGGAGGAAAACACUGAGAGAUCUGACUGAUAAGAAGCAAAGAAGUUACUGUUCUGCUUCUCUCAUUUUGACAGCUUGGAUCAUAACAUAAAAAAAACAUUGUUAUUAUUGUUAUUGUUAUUGUUAUUAUUAUUAUUAUUAUUAUUAUUAUUAUUAUUAUUAUUAAUAUUAUAAUAGACUUGAUGUAAGACACAAAAGAAUCCAUAGCACAAGUAUAAAUAUUCUCAUGGACUGUAUUAUUUGUCAAAGUUCACAACAAAUACAUUUUCAUAAACUGUUAAUUAUGACUGUCAAGCUGUAAAUUCUAUAGUGUCUCAGGUUGUUCAAACUGCAGUGACAACUUUGCCUCAGUUGUUCUUGUCUUAAUGUGCUCUGUUAUUAAGAGUGAUCAAGAAUGAUGUCAUAUCAGUGAGUGCUGCCUCAGAGCCACA
Solea senegalensis (Senegalese sole) is the source of this 2102-nucleotide messenger RNA. Its product is annotated as tyrosine-protein kinase CSK-like. Gene Ontology annotation, molecular function: protein tyrosine kinase activity; protein binding; ATP binding. NCBI's taxonomy places the organism in Eukaryota, Metazoa, Chordata, Actinopteri, Pleuronectiformes, Soleidae. The record is from RefSeq and is a predicted model, not a curated record. Bases 333 to 1688 code for a protein of 451 amino acids. The transcript is spliced from 14 exons. Gene Ontology annotation, biological process: protein phosphorylation; adherens junction organization; regulation of Fc receptor mediated stimulatory signaling pathway.